AAAUGAGCGUGACGUAUUGAGACUACCUGCGUUAUAAAUGAGCUCUUUGUGGCUGUUUAUCAGUUAGUCGAAAUUGUUUGAGUCGGCUCGACUUAACCUGAGAAAAGGAGUGAGUGAGUGAGUGAGCGAGCGACAGACAGACAGACAGACAGACAGACAGACAGACAGACAGAGCGAGAGAGAGAGCGAGAGAGACAGACAGACAGACAGGCCAGUUGCUGCCCAAACAGGUUUGACGAGGACACACCUGUAUAGAAAGAAUAGGAAGCUUUUGUUUGUCAGCUCCAUUUUGACCUCUGUGGACGACGAACGCUUCGGACGCGGCUUUCGACACUUUUUACAAAUUUUCUUUCAGCUUUCAAUUCUGCAAUGAAGAUGUGGAUUGCCCUUUUUCUUGCCGCCCUCGCUGGAGGAGCGUCAGCCCAAACCUGUUCAUGUAGCACUAUGAAGUGGGCCACUUGUGACGGAAAUCCUUGUGAGUGUUAUCUCUUGGUUGGUGAGCAGAUGAAGCAGACACUUGACUGCGAUGCGUUGAUCCCCAAGUGCUUCCUUAUGAAGGCUGAGAUGUACAGAGCCAAAAAAGGCCUGGAUCGUCGCGGUCUGGGUGGAAAGCCCGUGGAGACGGCUUUUGUGGACAACGACGGCAUCUAUGACCCAGAGUGCGAGAACGACGGUAAAUUCAAGGCCAAACAGUGCAACAACACAGAGGAGUGCUGGUGCGUCAACAGCGCUGGUGUUCGCCGAACAGACAAGGGAGACAAGAACCUCAAGUGUGAGAAGUUGGUGGAGACCUACUGGGUCCGUCUUCAGCUGACUCACAAACCAGUGACAGGUACUGUGGAUGCUAACCAACUGAAGGUGGCUAUGGCCGAUGCCAUCCACAAGCGUUACGAUAACUUUAAAAAAGACAUGAUGAAAGAGAUUGAGUAUGACCCUGAAGCCCGCAUGAUUGUGGUGGACGUGAUGAAGCCCAAAGGAGACCGCAUGAACGAUUUGACCAACAUGGCCUACUACAUGGAGAAAGAUGUGAAAGUGCUGCCACUGUUCAAGGACCAGGAGAAGUUUGAGGCUGUUGUGGGCAGCCAGAGGAUGGAGAUGGAGAACAUCCUGGUGUACUACGUGGAUGAAGAGGCACCGACAUUCACCAUGAAGAAUCUUACCGGUGGAAUCAUCGCCGUCAUCGUGGUGGUCGUUCUGGCCGUGGUGGCCGGCCUGCUGCUCCUGUUCUUCUUCAAAAGACGUCAGAGUCAGAAAUACAACAAAGCUCAGCAAAGAGAGCUGGAUCCCAUGUAAAUUCUUCAUAGCUGCAGGAGGCCUGAAAGAGUCAUUUUUGGAAGCACAUACCUGCAGUGGGCCAUAUAGCGUUCUACAUAAGGAAAAUGAAUUUUUGGAAAGGAACAAUCAACCUGCUCGUUUUUAUUGUGACUUUUCAUACUGCCUUCUAUUUAUAAACUGUGUAAAGUUCUAAGCACUCUUCCACCUUUUUUGCGUUGCUUCAAAAAGUAGUCAAAGUAAAUGUUGCAGUAAAAAUGUCACACUGUGCAGUGGUUUUAAUUCCUUAUUAGCUUUGUACAGUUUCUUACAAUUUUUUUUGGCUUGUUUUUAAUAAAAUGUUUUAAAGACUG
Molecule: messenger RNA, 1625 nt
Organism: Syngnathoides biaculeatus (alligator pipefish)
Lineage: Eukaryota; Metazoa; Chordata; Actinopteri; Syngnathiformes; Syngnathidae
Gene: epcam
Product: epithelial cell adhesion molecule
Exons: 9
Coding region: 370-1293 (307 amino acids)
Cellular component (GO): membrane
Source: RefSeq, a predicted model, not a curated record